Molecule: messenger RNA, 1754 nt
Organism: Thalassophryne amazonica
Lineage: Eukaryota; Metazoa; Chordata; Actinopteri; Batrachoidiformes; Batrachoididae
Gene: fgf10b
Product: fibroblast growth factor 10b
Exons: 4
Coding region: 631-1377 (248 amino acids)
Biological process (GO): fibroblast growth factor receptor signaling pathway; positive regulation of gene expression; positive regulation of ERK1 and ERK2 cascade
Cellular component (GO): cytoplasm
Molecular function (GO): growth factor activity; type 2 fibroblast growth factor receptor binding; chemoattractant activity
Source: RefSeq, a predicted model, not a curated record
CGGCCUUCAGGUGAGGAGAUCACACCAGAAAUCCUCAUCAGGAAAAACCAACGGGAACGACUCUGACUCAACCCAAAGGGAGGAAGAGGUCACUCCACACCCCCUCACCCAGCAGUUACUUCAAUGCUUUAUGAAGGUGGAGUUAUUUGGGGGGGUAGAGAGAGAGCAAAAGGAGUUGAGGACAGAGUGAGAGUUACAGAGCAACAGAAGACGGAUUAUCUGACCUGCGCAUGGAUUCACCAAACGUCUGCUUUAAGUCUAGUUUGGACCUGUUGUGGGGUGCAGCAGCUAUCAAAUAUUCUACUCAUUUGAUUUCAGUUGCAGAACUAAAAAAAAAAAACUUUUUAACAUGAAGAACCUUUUACCUGGAUAUUGAUGAGCGUUAUACAUUUGGAUUUUUGUUUAUGAACAGUUUUCUGGAAAUACAAGGACCAAACUCAAGCAACCAGGACAGAAGCUUAAAAUUUAGGAAGCAUUAUAAAGUGGAAACAAAAGGGGGAAAUAAGUGGGAGCAUCUUGCCUAUCCUUGACUGUGGAGGUUCUCCUCCCUGCCCUCACAGACCAUCCUCGCCCCCAGCAGCAUGUCCCAGGCUCUGAGGCUGCCUCUAGUCCUCCACACAGCACACUACCAUGACCAGAUGGGCUGUUGGAGGGAGUAAGGCUACCGCUGCCUCAUCCUGCUCCAGGACUAGCUCAGGGACAUCUUCCUGUUCUGGGACCAGCUCCAGAUUAAGGUCACCAGCACUGCUCACCUCCCCAUCUUUGCCUCUCCUGAUAGUCCUGGUAAUUUUCAUCUUCUCCAUACCUGGGUCAGCUUACCAUCAGCUCCGCAGAGACAGAUUAAGGCUUGCCAUACCACGGACUCUCAAGGUCCCACUGAACAUCUCUGAGACUGAGGAUGUCUUUAGGACCAGGGUCACUGGAGGUCGGACUGGGGGGCCACAGGGUAGGCAUGUGCGCAGCUACUGUCAUCUCCAAGGGGACAUACGAAGGAGGAAGUUAUUCUCAUUCCAGAAGUUUUUCCUGAGGAUCGAUGGGAAUGGAAAGGUUAAUGGAACCAAGAACAAAGACGACCCUUUCAGUAUUCUGGAAAUCACGUCGGUGGACGUGGGAGUGGUGGCCGUCAAAGGGCUGAACAGUAACUACUAUCUGGCUAUCAACAAGAAAGGAGAGCUGUACGGAACGAGAGAGUUUGGUGUCGACUGCAUGCUGAAGGAGCGGAUUGAGGAGAAUGGUUACAACACGUAUGCAUCAGCCAAGUGGCGGAACAAGAAGCGACAGAUGUUUGUGGGGCUAAACGUCCACGGGAAACCGCUGAGAGGGAAGAAAACCCGCCGGAAGAACACGGCCACCCACUUUCUUCCAAUUAUGGUCUGAACUGGAGAAUGCAGCACUGGACACUGAUAUUUACUCCAAAAAAAGAUGUAAAAUAAAGACACUCACUGACUUCUACUUAUUCGAAAAUAAGGCACUAACACUGUUCCACACACAAGUGGUCCCUGCUCUUGACUUUGAGAUGUACUUUGCUCGGAGGAGAAGAUGAUAAUCUAUGUUUUCUGUGGCACUGGAUGCAAUAUUUAUCCUUUUGUCUGUGCCAAACCAGAAUGCAACCAGUAUGUGUGUGUGUGUGUGUGUGUGUGUGUGUGGGUCUGUAUGUGUGUAUUUGUGAGAACAACCCAGAAUAUACUGUCCAAUAAUCCAAAACUGUUCCAAACUAUUAUUUAUAAUCCACUCUCUGCUGAGAGUCAUUCCAC